This is a messenger RNA of Aureobasidium melanogenum CBS 110374, 903 nucleotides long. RefSeq lists its product as uncharacterized. Lineage: Eukaryota; Fungi; Ascomycota; Dothideomycetes; Dothideales; Saccotheciaceae. Gene Ontology annotation, cellular component: RNA polymerase II transcription regulator complex. The record is from RefSeq and is a predicted model, not a curated record. The transcript is spliced from 5 exons. Gene Ontology annotation, molecular function: transcription cis-regulatory region binding; DNA-binding transcription activator activity, RNA polymerase II-specific. The coding region runs from base 1 to 903 and encodes 300 amino acids.
AUGUCGGUUGACUACCGUCCUUCGGUGUGGAGCAGCGCUAAGCAAUUCCUGGCCGACUCUCUCGGGAAGGAUGGUCCUAGAACGAAGGUUGUUGCAAAAGAGUCGUCGGCGGAGGAAGCAAAGUACCAGAAGAGAAGAAAACAAGUGAGAGAAGCUCAGAAGAAGUACAGGAAUAAACAGGGACACUACGUCCUGGCUCUCGAAGCACGCCUUGUCGAACUACAAGCAGACUUUGCAACCGCUAAGAAAAGAGCUGCGUGCAUGGAGGCCGAAAUUGAACGUCUGAGAUCCUCACCAUACGCAAAUCCUUCCUGGUCAGCACUGCAGAAAGACUCAAUAGCAUGGACACAGGUCUCGAAUACAUCGUACGGUGCCCAAAGACUGAGUGUCGAACUUGACAACCUUGUACUGCCUGGGACAUCGCGCCAAGAUCUUCUAUCGGAAGAUCUCACCUCCCUCGCCAAGGGCUCUUCUGUCAACGAGCUCGAGCUUACUCAGCUAGGCAUUAACUUUGUUUUGUUCCUUGAACGACCGUGCCUUGGGCAUAUCACCUCGACCUCUUCCGAGUAUCUCGAGCCCUGCAACCAUGGUUUCCAGCUGCAGUACCAUCUCCUUGCUCGAAGAGACAACAAUGGCGCCCGGGAUUCGGCUCUGCGUUGGCCCGUGCCGCAGACUGAACUAAGCAAUCUGUUAGCCCUCAGUCCAGACUUGACGCCUUGGCAGGAAAUUACUCCCAUCCAGAUGUGGCAGCAGAUUAAGAGUCAUCCUGGAUUUGAAGCUUGUGCUGCAGCGAGUUUUCGUGAACUUGUAUCGCAACUCUCGAAAUCGACCCGAUGUUAUGGUUUCGGUGCCGUCGUCAGUCAAAGCGCUUUUGCGAAAGCUCUGACUAGUCACCUCGGAUAG